Vombatus ursinus (common wombat) is the source of this 2783-nucleotide messenger RNA. RefSeq names its product zinc finger protein 665-like. Bases 1 to 2589 code for a protein of 862 amino acids. NCBI's taxonomy places the organism in Eukaryota, Metazoa, Chordata, Mammalia, Diprotodontia, Vombatidae. Gene Ontology annotation, biological process: regulation of transcription by RNA polymerase II. The record is from RefSeq and is a predicted model, not a curated record. The transcript has 4 exons. Gene Ontology annotation, molecular function: RNA polymerase II cis-regulatory region sequence-specific DNA binding; DNA-binding transcription factor activity, RNA polymerase II-specific.
AUGACCAUGGCUCUGCCUCCCCCACCCCAAGAAGUCAAUGAACGGCCACGGAAAAGCACCCGGGACCCACGUGACCUUGGCACCGCCCCGAACCAGCGAGAUGACUCGGCCUCCGGGCGGCGCAGACCCACGAGCGAGCGGGGGCACUUCCUGUCUACCCCUUGCUGGGACAACGUGGGCCGUGGGUUCAAGUACCGGCGCGGAGCCGAGGGCGCUGACCCCUCUCCCCCGGGGCUGUCAGAAGGAGGUGUCAGUGGCGCCUCCCCCCGCGUGGGUUUCCCUCUGGCCCCCCACCACACGUGGGUGACCUGUGGGGGCGGGGCACCAGCGGGGCCUCCCCCCGUGGGUCUUCUCUCCUUUCUAAGUGAUGAGGACAAGACAGGGAAUGGAGAGACAGCAUUGAAGCAUGAAAUUGUAGACAGCAGUGAUUGGCUUUUCCAAGCAGAGGACAAACCAGACGUGCUUAGUGAACAUGGAAAUUCUUUUAUCCGGAGUGAAGAGAUGACUUUGAAACAGAGAAUCCUAGAUCAUAACAACCAGCUCUUCCUCCACACAGAGGAAAAACCAAGCCUGCUUAACAAAUAUGAAGACUUUUUCAGCAGUCAGAAUUCAGCCUUAGUUGGAUUUAAUGUAUUCCAAACUAAUGAGGCACCGUAUGACUGUCAGAAGUGUGGAGAACGCUUUGUUACCGUGUCCCACCUUACUCAGCACCAGAGCAUUCACACUGGACCAGGGCGCUACGUGUGUUAUGAGUGUGGGAAAAGUUUUACCCGAAGCUAUCACCUCAUCCGGCAUCAGGUUGUUCAUACUGGAGAGAGACCCUUUUCGUGUAAAGAGUGUGGGAAAACUUUCAAGAGAAAAUCAACCCUCAUUGAGCACCAGAGAAUUCACACUGGAGAGAAACCUUAUAGAUGUAACAAAUGUGGUAGAGCCUUCAGUCAAAGCCAGAAUCUCCUGGAGCAUCAGAAAGUACACACUGUUGAAAAACCUUACAAAUGUGAUGACUGUGGGAAGGCUUUUAGUACCAGCUCCAGCCUCCUUCAGCAUCAGCUCAUCCACACAGGAGAAAAACCCUACAAAUGUGGUGAAUGUGGGAAAGCCUUCAGAAAUAGCUCAAGCCUGCUUCGGCAUCAGUUCAUUCACACAGGAGAAGAGCUUUACAAAUGUGAUGAAUGUGGGAAAACUUUGAGUAAUCGCUCAAGCCUUUUCCAGCAUCUAAAAAUUCAUUCUGGAGAGAAACCCUAUCAUUGUAAUGAAUGUGGGAAAGGCUUCAUUCGUAACUCAUACCUCAUUGAACAUCAGAGAAUUCACACAGGAGAGAAACCUUAUGCAUGUAAGGAGUGUGGAAAGACUUUCCGACGUUCCUGGUACCUCACAGAGCAUCAGAGAAGCCAUGCCCCAGAGAGAGCAUAUAGAUGCGCCGAGUGUGGGAAAGCCUUUAGAGACAGCUCGUGUCACUUCCAUCAUCAAAAACUACACAUGGGAGAAAAACCCUUUGGUUGUAAUGAGUGUGGUAUGGCUUUCGGGCGCAAGUCACGGCUUCUGGACCAUCAGAGAAUCCACACUGGAGAAAAACCCUACGAAUGUGAAAAAUGUAUGAAGAGUUUUAGCCACCGUUCACAACUCCUUGAGCACAUGAGAACUCAUACUGGAGAGAAGCCUUAUGAGUGCAAUAAAUGUGGGAAGUCAUUUACUAGGAAUUCUGGCUUUAUACGUCAUCAGAAAAUCCACACUGGGGAAAGGCCCUAUGAAUGUAACCAAUGUGGCAAAUGUUUUAGCAAUAGUUCAUUUCUUAUUGAGCAUGAAAGAAUCCAUACUACAGAGAAACCUUACAAAUGUGAUGAAUGUGGGAAAGCUUUCUGUAAGAAAUCAUACCUCACUGGACAUCAGAUCACUCACACCAAAGAGAAACCCUAUGAGUGUCGUGAAUGUGGGAAAUCCUAUAAUCGGCGUUUCCGUCUUAUUGAGCACCAGAGAAUUCACACUGGAGAGAAACCCUAUGAAUGUGGAGAAUGUGGGCGAUCAUUUAGUCGAAGUGCACUUCUUAUUGGACAUCAGAUAAUUCACACCAAAGAGAAGCCCUAUGUAUGUAAUCAAUGUGGGAAAGCUUUUAGUCUGAGAAAACAUCUUGUUCAACAUCAGAGCAUCCAUAAUGAUGAGAAACCUUAUGAAUGCAACGAAUGUGGAAAAGCCUUUAGGCACAAAUCUACAUUUCGUGAUCAUCAGAAAGUUCACACUGGCGAUAAACCCUGUAAAUGUAAUGAGUGUGGGAAAUCCUUCAAUCGGACCUUUCAUCUGAUUGAACACCAGCGGACUCAUACUAAAGAGAAACCCUAUGAAUGUAAUGAAUGUGGGAAGUGUUUCAGUCGAAGCUCAGUCUUUACUCAGCACCAGAAAAUUCAUAGUGAAGAUCAUAAACCUUUUGAAUGUAAUGAGUGUGGAAAAUCUUUCACUCGAAAUUCAGUCUUUAUUAAACACCAGAAAAUUCACACGAAAGAGAACAAACCUAAUGAAUGUGGGAAAUCCUUCAGUCAAAACUCAAUCUAUAUUCAACAGCAGGAAAUAUAUCCUAAAGAGAAUCUAGAUUAAUGAAGAGGUUUUUGUUGGGAUGUCACAGCUUUUUCAGAAUUGAAUAUUACACUUGGGGAGAGGUGGUGAUGGUGAGGAAAGCCUUUGUCAGACCUCAAGCUUUUUUUAGCACAAAUGGGUUUACCAGGAAGCAAACCAGGGAUUCUGAUGGAUAGAAACUUAAAUUAUAAUUAAAUUUAUCCAAGACUGCUGUC